Molecule: messenger RNA, 3417 nt
Organism: Parnassius mnemosyne (clouded apollo)
Lineage: Eukaryota; Metazoa; Arthropoda; Insecta; Lepidoptera; Papilionidae
Source: the annotation of a GenBank genome assembly
AUCAGCUCUUUAAAAUUAGAAUAUUUCGAGACAUGCCGUUAUUUGAGGAAUGCCAGACACUUUCCAACAUGAAUUGAUGAUGUUGGCGAUCGUGUGACUCAGCGGUUGGAGUACCUGACUGCUGUGUCACGUUCGAAUGUGUGAAAGUUCGAAUCCUCAGUCUCAGCCGACACCAUCCAUUACAUCCAUUACUGCCUAUAAAAGUUAACUACUGAACAUGAGCCUUUCGCAUAAAUUGCCUCAUCGAGACGAUUUUGCCAUAGUCGCCACGCUUGGCACGCGGGUUGGCAAGCGCAGAUUUUUAUUAUUUCGAGUUCUUCAGGAAGAUGCUGCUGUUCAUUUUCUUUUAAUUUCCCUCUGUCGCCUCUUACGACAUUAACGGGACGAAAACCGAAAUGGCACAAUAUUAGUUAACAGUCGAAAAAAUAUCAGGUAGUUCAUAAGUGAUAAUUUUUUUACACGUUACUAGCUGAUUAUUCUUGGGUAAAAUCAAAUACUCGCACCCUACUAGCUAACGAUGUUCUGGCGAUCGAUAGCUGGCGGUAUAUUAACGGCCGGUCUCAAUAACUGAUCUAUCUCUUACUGGAAGUUAAAAUGGCUACCAUUGGUAUCUAUAGUUACAUUUUUCCGUUUCAAUAAUCAAAGAUAGAUAGAAAUGUUUAACCAUCACAUUGAUCUAUCCUUCGGAGGACUUACCGACUACCUGAGUUAAGUGGGUUCAUAGAAAAAAACAUCUGACUGUUUCAAUAACGUAUUGGCAGUUAACUGGCGAUAGUUCAAAUUACCAGAUGUUAGAGUUUUGUCUAUCGCCCAAUUUUGAGAGUUAGCAAAUAUUUGUCGUGAUUUUAAAUAAAUAAAACCUAUUUAAUAUCUAAAAAAUGGAUUUGUUCAGUGAUGAAAGUGAUAAUGAAAUGUAUGAGAUAGGUGUUUUUGAUUCAGAAGGUAUUGUAGAUACUGAAAAUCGCCGACUUUAUAAUCGAAUAAAUUACAGAAGUGAAUUUUCUGACUCUGAAUUUACAUAUAGAUUUAGAUUAAAUAAAACGUCCGUGGAUGAGUUAUUAUUGAAAAUAACACCAUCCUUAAAAGUAAUUUCUUCAAGGUGAGUAAAGAAACUUGUGAACAAAAUUUGGUUACAUUAUAUGUAUCGUCGAAAUAUGCCACCCAACAUAAUAUGAAUGACAGUUAUUGUGAUUUUUUUUACUUAUAUUUAACAUUUUAGGAAUAAUGGAAUAUCGCCGUUACAUCAGUUGUUGCUGACCUUGAGAUUUUAUGCACUGGGAACAAUGCUUUUAUCAGUAGCGGACUUUAUUGGUGUAUCGAAAGCUUCAGCCAGCCGAAUUGUGCAUCAUGUAUCUCGGGCUAUAGCUGGCUUAUACCCUCAAUAUGUGAAGACAUUAAGCAAUACCCAGAAUGCCUUUCAUGAAAUCGCAGGAUUUCCAAGAAUUCUUGGCGCAAUUGACUGCACGCAUGUUCCCAUACAGUCACCUGAUUCAAAUAUAGGAGAAGAAUACAGAAAUAGAAAAGGCAUAUUUUCAAUGAAUGUCCAAGGAGUCUGUAACGCAGACUUGUUAUUUAUGAAUGUUGUUGCCCGUUGGCCUGGGUCUGCUCAUGAUGCUACUAUAUUUAACAACUCUAGGCUAAAAAAUAAUGCAAUGUGAAGAGGGAUUGUUUGGCAAUAGAUGGCUUAUUGGAGACAGUGCAUAUCCCUGUACUUCAUAUCUUUUGACACCACUGCUCAACCCCACAUCUGUUGCAGAGAAUCAUUACAAUGAAGCACAUAUAAAGACUAGAAAUACUAUUGAAAGGUAAAUAUUAUUUUAUUAAUAUUUUUUUUUUAAAUUUCAUGAAUAUAAUAUAAAAUACUUUGUAACUUUUCAGAUGUUUUGGUGUGUGGAAAAGGCGCUUUCCAAUACUCUCUUUAAAAAUCCGUGUAGCUAUGCAGACAACACAGGCCAUUAUUAUUGCCACUUCUGUAUUACACAACAUCUGCAGAUUAAAUAAUAUUAGAGAUGUAGAUCCAGAAGUUGCAAUGCCGCAAGAAUCAGGUGACAUUACCUAUGCUGAAGGGAUAGGUCAACAAAAUCACAGUGUCAGACAACAGCUAAUUAAUAAUUAUUUUAGUGUUUAAAUUAUGUUUAAUUAUAUAAGAAUUUUAAUGUGUAAAUAAUGUUAAAUUAUACUAGAAUAAAUGUGCUUUAUUUCAAUAUAUAUUUUAUUUAAUAAAUGUCAAAUAAAAAUCAAUGUAUAAAAUAGAUUUUAUUUUAGAAUGAACUUAACAAAAACAUUACAUAAUUUAUAAAAAAUACACCUUAUUAUCACUAUUUACAAAAUCUUAACAUUAGUACUAUAGUAAUCACAAGUCACUUGUUUAAUUUUUCUAUUUCUAGCUGCAGUUUAACUUUUUCAAGUUUAACCACUUCAGUUUUGGCUUCAAAAUAAGCAGCCAUGGCUAAUUCCUUGCUUAUCUGAGCCCGUAAUAGUUCUUCAGAGGGUUUUUGGCGUUUCUUUACUGUGAAAAAAAAAACAUAGUUAAAUUCUCAUAUUUUACACUCUCCUAGCUUGAUAGAAUUGAUGACUGAUGACCACAGAGAUCGGGCAUAGGAGAUGACAUAAAAAAACAUUAGUAACAACUACUAUCCAAACUACAUUAGAGAUUACCCAGAACCAACUACUAUAGCCUAUUUCACAAUUUAUCUUAUUUGUCAGACAAUUGAGUGGUAAGCCUUUAGAUUUUCCUCAUUAACCAGAAAAAAAUACACAAAGUUGUAGCAAAACCUGCAACAAGCAAUCACACUACUAGACCAUAGAGAGGUGGUCUGUUUUGUCUACGGACUUUAAAAAGGAGCCAGUACUCAAUUCGACUGUAUGUUUUUUUUAUGUGUGUUACUUCAUAACUUUUUACUGGGUGAACCGAUUUCUAUGAUUCUUUUUUUAUUUAAAAGCUGGUGCUUCAUAUGUGGUCUCAUAUAAAUUUGAUCAAGGUCUGACCAAUAGUUUUUGAGUUAUUCUUAAUAAUUUAUAUUGAAGUUGGUUGUACAAAAUUAUAAAUUAUCUAGUAACAACUGAGGUUAAAUAUUACAGCUACAACUUACAGGGUUUGUAAGGAUUAUUAAAAGUAAAUCUUUUUGGUGUGAAAAUUUUCUCACUAUUACCACUACACUCAGCACUACCACCAUCUCGCAUCACCAAAUCACUAGUUACAGCUUCUGAAUGCUCCGGUAAAGGUUGUAAGUCCAUGAGUUCCACCACUGCAUCUGGUGGAAUCAUUUCACUUUCCCCAUCACCACCAAAUUCCACAGUGAACCCCGUGCAUGUUGCACCUAACAUAGAUGUUACACGAUCUAGUGCUUCAUCGGGAGGGAUGUACAUCUUUCCACCUCCAGUCUGCAAAUAAAAAUGUUUCAAUAGAAAUAUUAC